UUGUGUGUCCAAAACCUCUUCCUCCUCCGCUGAAUUUCUCAGCCCAUACAUACACACAUACAUACCUACACAGAGAAGAGAGAGAUAUACCUACACUGUACUUGUAGCCCCCUCUUUUUUUUUUUACUUUAAUUUCUAUUUAUAUAAUUAUUGUAUAUAUAUAAAUAUGGAUGACGGAGAAGGGGGUUUAAGCUUUGAUUUCGAGGGUGGGCUCGACACGGGUCCCUCUCAUCCGACCGCAUCCGUACCCGUAAUCAAAUCAUCAGGCGAUGCAAACACCGCAUCCGCCGCGGCUGCCAAUGCCAAUUACCCUUCCGCAGUCCCCACGCCGGCGACGCAGGCAGCGGAGGGGAUGGGUGGCGGUGGGAGGCGAAGUUUCCGUCAGACGGUGUGCCGGCACUGGCUGCGAUCACUGUGCAUGAAAGGAGAUGCCUGUGGGUUCCUUCAUCAGUACGACAAAUCGCGGAUGCCUGUUUGCCGAUUUUUUCGUCUCUACGGAGAGUGCCGCGAGCAGGAUUGCGUGUAUAAACACACGAAUGAGGAUAUAAAGGAGUGUAAUAUGUAUAAACUAGGAUUUUGUCCAAAUGGUCCUGAUUGUAGAUAUAGGCAUGCGAAACUGCCUGGACCUCCACCUCCCGUUGAAGAGGUUCUUCGGAAGAUUCAGCAAUCCUCACACAACUAUGGCAACAGAUUUUUUCAAAACCGUAAUGCAAAUUAUGCCCAGCAGACAGAGAAGUCCCAGUUUCCACAGGGACCAAAUGAAGCAAAUCAAGUUGCAAAAGGUAGCACGACAGAGUCUGGUAAUUUGAUUCGUCCCCCACAAGGACAGCUAUCUCAGCAGACUGGAAACCAGGGUCAAUUACAGAAUCUUCCCAAUAGCCAGCAAAAUCAAGCUAGUAGGAAUGCCACAUCCCUGCCCCAAGGAACAUCUAGGUACUUUGUCGUCAAAAGUUGCAACAAAGAGAAUCUGGAGCUGUCUGUACAACAAGGAGUAUGGGCAACUCAGAGAAGCAAUGAGGCUAAACUUAAUGAAGCUUUUGAAUCUGUUGAUAAUGUCAUUUUGAUCUUUUCAGUCAACAAAACUCGGCAUUUUCAGGGUUGUGCAAAGAUGACAUCCAGAAUUGGUGGCUCUGUUGGUGGAGGAAACUGGAAGCAUACUCAUGGAAGUGCUCAUUAUGGACGGAAUUUUGCUGUCAAAUGGUUGAAGCUCGGUGAACUGUCCUUCAACAAGACUCGGCAUUUGAGAAACCCGUACAAUGAGAACUUACAAGUGAAGAUAAGUAGAGACUGUCAGGAACUGGAGCCUUCUGUUGGUGAGCAGUUGGCAUCCUUGCUCUACCUUGAGCCAGACAGUGAUCUGAUGGCUGUCUCGCUGGCAGCAGAAUCAAAGCGAGAAGAGGAGAAGGCAAAGGGAGUAAACCUUGAGAAUGGGAAUGAAAAUCCAGAUAUUGUACCAUUUGAAGAGAAUGAAGAGGAGGAAGAAGACGAAAGUGAAGAAGAGGAUGAAAGCCUUGGACAGGUUUUCGGAGCUCAAGGAAGGGGAAGAGGAAGGGGAAUGAUGUGGCCUCCACAUAUGCCUCUUGCACGUGGUGCCCGUGCUUUCCAUGGAAUGCGAGGUUUUCCCCCAAAUUUGGUUGCCGGUGAUGGCUUUUCUUAUGGACCAAUGAACCCUGAUGGUUUUCCCAUGCCUGAUCCUUUUGGUAUGGCUCCCCGCAGCCUGGGCCCAUAUGCUCCUAGAUUCUCUGGUGAUUUUGCAGGUCCUACCUCAGGGAUGAUGUUCCCUGUCCGGCCUUCUGGUGGAUUCAACAUGAUGAUGGGUCCAGGAAGGCCUCCUUUCAUGGGCGGAAUGGGUGUUGGUGCCGCACCUGCAGCAAGAGCUAACCGACCACUUGGUCUAGCCCCAUUUUAUAUGCCACCACCGACACAACCUUCUCAGAAUUCUAAUCGAGCUAAGAGAGAUCAGAAAGCACCAACUAGUGACAGGAAUGAAGGUUCAGCUCAUGCGAAGGAUCAAGAGAUGGCUGGCUCUGCUGGCGAUGAAGGUCAGUAUCAGCAGAGAGCAAAAGUUCAACAGGAUCAUUAUAGCGCUGGAAGCAGCCACAGGAAUGAUGAAAGUGAUAGUGAGGACGAGGCUCCAAGGAGGUCUAGGCAUGGAGAAGGAAAGAAGAAGAGGCGCAGCCUGGAGGCAGAUUCUAACGCUGUCUGAUGGACUGGUAUAGUUAUAAAGUUGACUAUCACAACUGCUGAUCUGGGAAUUUGAAAAUGUCAUUACAGUUUAGCAUUUAGCGAAUUUGAGAGUUAGGUUCGCUCUACUAGGUUAAGCAUAUUAUUUUAUUUUGUCCAUAUAUUAUAUAAUACAUCAUUUCCUCCUA
Sesamum indicum (sesame) is the source of this 2372-nucleotide messenger RNA. RefSeq names its product 30-kDa cleavage and polyadenylation specificity factor 30. Gene Ontology annotation, biological process: mRNA splicing, via spliceosome; regulation of mRNA splicing, via spliceosome. NCBI's taxonomy places the organism in Eukaryota, Viridiplantae, Streptophyta, Magnoliopsida, Lamiales, Pedaliaceae. Gene Ontology annotation, molecular function: N6-methyladenosine-containing RNA reader activity; metal ion binding; mRNA binding. The record is from RefSeq and is a predicted model, not a curated record. Gene Ontology annotation, cellular component: nucleoplasm.